This is a messenger RNA of Nezara viridula (southern green stink bug), 2424 nucleotides long. NCBI's taxonomy places the organism in Eukaryota, Metazoa, Arthropoda, Insecta, Hemiptera, Pentatomidae. The record is from the annotation of a GenBank genome assembly.
GUUUGAACAGUUUGCCUCUGUUAGUAUGUUUUGAGAUAGGGUCGAUUUAAGCAUUGGUGUAUAUAUAUUGUUUUCGUGAAGUGGGUGUUAUUUUGCCAGAUAAUCGUAUAAUAGGCGUGCUUAAAAAAAUUAGAAAUCAUGUUGUCACGUAGUAUUUCUAUGAUAAACCAUCAUUUUCCUACCAGAAAAAGUCUUUCAUUAAUAAAAUUCAGAAACAGCAGUUCUAGUCCUGAAAUUUGCAUUCCUUUUACUGACAGACCAUCCUUGGCCAUCUCUUGUACUGAAUAUGCCCAGUUUUCUGAUGGUUGUGCAGUCGCAAGUUGUGGUGACACUUCUGUUAUGGUUACUGCUGUUAGCAAAUCAAAACCCUCUUCAUCAAAUUUUAUGCCAUUAACAGUGGAUUAUCGACAAAAAGCAGCAGCAGCAGGCAGAAUACCUAUGAAUUUUCACAAAAGGGAAUACGGUGUUAGUGAACAUGAAAUUUUGACUAGUAGACUAAUUGAUAGAUCGUUGAGGCCACUAUUUCAGAAUUAUUAUUGUGAAACACAGUUAAUAUGUAAUUUGCUUGCUAUUGAUGGUAUUCACGAUCCUGAAGUUCUAUGUAUAAAUGCUGCAUCAGCAGCUCUUGCUUUAUCAGAUAUUCCUUGGAAUGGUCCUGUUGGUGCAGUUAGAGUUGGUUUAAUCAAUGACAAAGUUAUAAUUAAUCCGACUAGACGUGAAUUGAAGGAAAGUGCUCUUAAUAUGGUUGUUACAGCUGCUUCUCAAAGUUUAGUUGUAAUGCUCGAAGGCUCUGGUAAUAAUGUUUUACAACAGCAUUUCUUGAAAGCUAUUAAGACUGGUGUAAAAGAAUGUCAAAAAAUUGUUCAGUCCAUUUCCGAGUUGCAAAAGUUGAAAGGAAAAGCAAAAAGAAGUGUUGAACCAGUGAAUGAGAUUGAUGAGGCUAUUCUUUCUGGAAUAAAAAGCUUGAUUGAGAUGAAAAUUAAAGAAGUAUUUCAAGAUUUUACUCAUGAUAAGUUGUCUAGGGAUGAUGCUGUUAAAGAUAUUAGAUUAAAUGUACUAGAAAAGCUAAAGCAGGAUCAGCCGGAAACUAAUAUGGAAAUGGCAAAUGAAGCGUUCAAUAUUAUUACCAAACAGAUAUUCAGGAAUUUGAUUUUAGAAAACAACAUAAGAUGUGAUGGUAGACAACUUGAUCAACUAAGAAAUAUUAAAUGUGAUGUUGAUAUGUUUAAGCCUCUUCAUGGUUCAGCAUUUUUUCAAAGAGGACAAACACAAGUAUUAUGUACAAUAGCUUUAGACUCUCAAAAUUCAGUUUUGCAUAUGGAUCCUGUUUCAUCAUUAAUCACUGGUUUGAAAGAAAAGAAUUUUUUCUUGCAUUAUGAGUUUCCUCCCUAUGCAACCAAAGAGAUUGGUAGAGUUGGAACUACUGUUCGACGUGAAGUAGGACAUGGUGCCCUUGCAGAAAAGGCUUUAAGACCAGUUAUACCACCAAAUUUUCCGUUUACAAUUAGGCUAACUUCUGAAGUUUUACAAUCUAAUGGUUCAUCUUCGAUGGCAACUGUUUGUGGUGGUAGUUUAGCAUUACUGGAUGCUGGAGUGCCGAUUUCUAACGCUGUUGCAGGUGUAGCUAUUGGCCUUGUAACUCAGUAUGAUGGUACUGAUACAAAGCAUAUUAAUAACUACAAAAUUUUAACUGAUAUUUUGGGUAUUGAAGAUUAUAUGGGUGAUAUGGAUUUUAAAAUUGCUGGUACUAACAAGGGUUUUACAGCUUUACAAGCAGAUAUAAAAAUUCCAGGCGUCCCUUUAAAGAUCAUAAUGGAAGCUAUUCAAGCUGGUUAUGAUGCUAAGUCCAAAAUAAUUGAAAUUAUGAACUCAAGUAUUUCAAAACCCAGAAUUGAAAAAAAGUGUUGGCCUGUUGUGGAAACAGUUGAAAUUCCAGCUAAUAAAAGAAGUAAAUUUAUUGGACCUGGAGGAACUAACAUUAGACGAUUGUUAGUAAACUCAGGAGUUCAAGUUACUUUUCAAGAGGAUGAAGGAAACUACCUCAUAUUUGCUCCAAAUCAAGACGCUAUGUUUGAAGCUAAAGAGUUCAUUAAUAACAUUGUGAAUUCUGACAAAGAGCCAGUAUUAGAAUUUGGAGGAAUAUAUACUGCAAAAAUUGUCGAACUUAAGGAAUCUGGUGUUAUGGUAACUCUUUAUGAUUCAAUGAAACCAGCUUUGCUACAUAACUCACAACUUGAUCAGCGGAAGGUAAGUGAUCCAAGAGCUCUUAAUUUACAAGUUGGUCAAGAUAUCCAAGUUAAGUAUUUUGGUUUGGAUCCUGUCUCUGGACAAAUGAGAUUAUCCAGGAAAGUUUUGAUGGGUCCAGCUUCAAGUGCUGCUGUUAAUUUACAAAAAUCUUAGCAUUUGUUAUGUUUUUGAUUUCUC